This is a messenger RNA of Castor canadensis (American beaver), 1317 nucleotides long. Its product is annotated as transmembrane protease serine 11G-like. Lineage: Eukaryota; Metazoa; Chordata; Mammalia; Rodentia; Castoridae. Gene Ontology annotation, cellular component: plasma membrane; extracellular region. Gene Ontology annotation, biological process: proteolysis. Gene Ontology annotation, molecular function: serine-type endopeptidase activity. The record is from RefSeq and is a predicted model, not a curated record.
AUGGAACUCCUGCUAAGCAGCAAGAAUGAUGCUGACAUGAGGGGGAUAAGAGACAGUAAAAAGGUGGUAGGGCCAGGGAUACUGGGUGGAAGAACAAGUUCAUUAAAGCCAUGGAUGAUAAUCCUUAUUACCACAGCUAUUGUGUUGGCUCUGGCAGUAAUUAUUGGCCUCCUUGUUUAUUUUUUGGCAUAUGAUCAGAAAGCUCACUACUUCAAGGCCUCCUUCCAGAUCCCCAGUAUUGAAUAUAAUCCUGAGUUUUCUGUAGAACAUUCAAAAAUUAGUACUGACCUGAAACUAAAAAUCAAAAAUGAGAUAGAUAAGAUAUUUCAAAGAUCCAUUUUAAAGCAUCAUUACAUCAAAUCUCAUGUUUACAACUUUAGGGCAAGUAAUGGUGGUUUGAAAGCAAACAUAUUGCUUAAAUUUAAAUUUCCAUCUAACAAUGCUGACAUCAUUAAAAGAGAAGGUGAUAACAUUUUGCAUGAGAAACUGAAAUCAAACGAGAGCUUCUUGACGAUAGAUACUUCAUUACCUUAUCUUAGAGAAAUGCAUGAAACACAAGCAGAGCAUAUUCUGAACAGCUGUUGUGGUUUAGGGAUGGAGUACCCAUACACGGAAAGAAUUGCUAACAGCAAAAUUGCAGAUAAAGCUAACUGGCCAUGGCAAGCAAGCUUGCAGGUAGAUGGCGUCCACUUCUGUGGUGCAUCUCUGAUUAGUGAGGAGUGGCUCCUGACUGCAGCUCACUGUUUUGACAUUUACAAAAACCCCAAACUAUGGAUGGUCAGUUUUGGAACAACCUUAAGACCUCCGCUGGUAAGAAGAAAGGUGCAGUCAAUAAUUGUUCAUGAAAACUAUGCCGCCCACAAGCAUGAUGAUGACAUCGCUGUGGUGAAGCUCUCCACCACUGUCCUAUUUUCUGAAGAUGUGCACAGAGUCUGCCUCCCCAGUGCUACUUUUGAAGUCGUACCUAAGAGUAAAGUGUUUGUCACUGGAUGGGGAGCAUUAAAAGCAAACGGUCCCUUUCCAAAUACUCUGCGGCAAGUUGAAGUAGAGAUCAUAAGUAAUGAUAUAUGCAAUCAAGUUCAUGCAUAUGGAGGUGCUGUGUCAUCAGGGAUGAUAUGUGCUGGAUUCUUGACAGGAAACCAAGAUGCCUGUGAGGGUGAUUCUGGAGGACCUCUGGUUAUUGCACUUGAUAGAAAUAUCUGGUAUCUUAUUGGAAUAGUAAGCUGGGGAAUAGGCUGUGGAAAAGAAAACAAACCUGGACUUUACACCAGAGUGACUCAUUAUCGGGACUGGAUUAAAUCUAAAACUAACAUCUAA